AUUUUGAUAAGAAAAUAUUACGAAACUUGAAAACAACAUUAAAUUUGUGUUUAGCAUCCUAAUGAGCAAAAACUAUAAAAUUUUUUAUUAAUUAUGAAAAAAUUAGUUAACUGAAACCUUGAUUCAGAAACAUCGAGCAACUUGUUAGUAAACAAAACCGUUCUAAAUAUUGAACUGAAAAAAUUCUUUAGCUCCAGUUUUUUAAAAUUUUUUAGGCUUGUUGUAUUGAAGAUUUUAUAGUGUUGGUUCGACCACGUUGAUUAAGUAUUUAAAGUGGAUAUUUACGUUUCUUUGUAAACAUGACUAUGGCGAUCAACAUUUUACAAGUUCAUAUAUCUUCAAGUUAACUAUUAUUAUAUCAUAUUUCAGACCUAUAUUUUCAUGCCUUACAAAAAUUAUACUUUUUUUUGGCUCUUUAAGUAUCUCUAAAGCUGAAUAUCAUGAUUACUCUAUUAAGACAAAUUUCCCGCAACCGUAAACCAUUUUUACAAUGUUUUCGAUGUAUAUACAUAAAGGACGGGAUAUGGUCCAAGGAAUUAACUAAUGAUGUUAAAAAGGAAAUUGAAAGCUAUUGGAAAGAUGAGAUAAAUAAACCAUUUCCAAAUAAAAAGGAGGCUGAAAAGUAUUAUUUAUUAUCUAUGUUUCCUUAUCCAUCUGGUAAUCUACAUAUGGGACAUGUCAGGGUAUACACCAUAAGUGAUGCAAUAGCACGUUUCCUCAGAAUGAAUGGAAAAAAGGUAAUUCAUCCAAUUGGAUGGGAUGCUUUUGGUUUGCCUGCAGAAAAUGCGGCUAUUGAAAGAAAUAUUUAUCCUUCUGAUUGGACUAAAAAGAACAUUGCUACAAUGAAGCAACAAUUGAAAGGACUCAAUAUUAGCUUUGAUUGGGACACAGAACUAACUACCUGUGAUGCAUCUUAUUAUAAAUGGACGCAAUACUUAUUCCUCUUGAUGUUUGAAAAAGGAUUGGCUUACAAAAAAGAAGCUCUUGUGAAUUGGGAUCCUGUCGAUCAGACUGUUUUAGCCGAUGAACAAGUUGAUGAAAAUGGUCGUUCUUGGCGAUCUGGGUGCAAAGUUGAGAAGAGACGUCUCUCUCAAUGGUUUUUGCGUACUUCUGAAUUCUCUAAAGAUCUUUAUGAAGGAUUAAGUGAUCCUAGUUUAGUGGAAUGGAGAGAUGCAAUCAAAAUUCAAAAACAUUGGAUUGGUGAACCUGAUGGUUACAUAUUCCAUUUCAAAGCCUUUCACAAUGGGGAAUAUUUAAAUGAUGAUUUCACAGUUUGGACAAAUGCACCAGAACUGGUAUAUGGUGCUUCAUUUGUGGGUGUCUCACCCAAUCAUCAUUUUAAUUCAACUGAGUUUGGAGGUGGUAAAGUUGGGUGUGAUCAGAAAUUGAAUAUCACUGUUCAUAAUCCUUUUAACGGCUUACAUCUCCCAGUCAUAGUCUCCGAAAAUUUGGAUCAUAGUUCAGCUACUGAUUCAUUCUUAGGUGUUCCUGAUUCUGAUGAUACAAAAUUUACUAAAUUUGUAACAAAACACAGAACUAAUACUGUUGACAUUGCUGACAACUCAAGCCGCUUAAAAAAUUCUGGAGAGUUAUCUGGGUUGAGUAGAGAAGAAGCCAAAAGUAAAAUUCUUGAUGUUGCUCAAAGACUUAAUGUGAAAGUUUAUAAAGCAAGUAAAAAGCUAAGAGAUUGGCUAAUAUCUCGUCAACGCUACUGGGGCACUCCUAUACCAGUCAUUUACUGCACAUCCUGUAAAGUUGUACCUGUUGAUAAACAAGACUUACCCGUUCAGCUCCCAGAACUUGUAGAAUUUAGUGGAAAAUCUAGUUCUCUGAAAGCGGCCCAGGAUUGGGCAAAUAUUAAGUGCCCAAGGUGUGGUUGUCCUGCUAAAAGAGAAACAGAUACGAUGGAUACAUUUGUUGAUAGUUCAUGGUAUUUUUUACGAUAUUUAGAUGUAGAGAAUCAGUCACUACCAUUCAGUGUUGAUAAAGUUAAUAAAAACAUGCCUGUCGAUUUGUAUAUUGGAGGCAAAGAGCAUGCUGGUUUGCAUAUGUUUUAUGCAAGAUUUAUGAGUCGAUUUCUCCAUUCUGUUGGGUUAUUACGUCAUCCUGAGCCGUUUCUACAACUUUUGAUGCAAGGAAUGGUUAUGGGUAAAAGCUAUCGCAUAAAAGAUUCUGGAAAAUACGUAACUAAAGAUGAAGUAGACUUUUCUGGCCCCACUCUAUUGGAAAAAUUCUCUGGCUCUCCUGUUAUUGAAGACUGGGAGAAAAUGAGCAAAUCUAAAUAUAAUGGAGUUGAUCCACAAAAAGUUAUUGAUGAGCAUGGUAUAGAUACAGCAAGGUUAUUUAUAUUAGGAAGUGUUGCACCACAGUCACCUAGGAAAUGGAAUGAAGACUUAUUUCCAGGCAUCCAAAAUUGGCAAUGGCGGCUGUGGUUGACUGUUGCAGACUUUUUAGAGCAACAAAAACAAUCUAACCUUUCAAGGUCAUUACCUGAAGAAGAAAUUAAAAAAUAUGAAGAUCAGCUUUGUGAUGCUAGAAAUUUUUAUGUAAAAGGUAUUACCCACAAUUUCAUUAAUACCAGACAACUUAGUGUAGCUAUUGCUAAACUACAAGGUUUGACUGGUGAAUUAAGACGAAUCCCUAAAGUCUUAGCGCAGUCUCAUGAAUUUGGAAGAUGCUUAGGAGAUCUUAUUAUAAUGUUAGCACCAUUAGCACCUCAUUUUUCUUCUGAAUUAUGGAGUGCAUAUUGUGGCGCAGUUACAAAUUCUAAUUAUUCUUAUGACUUAGUAAAAAUCUCCUGUUUUGCUUCAAAAUUGGCCUAAAAUGGAUGUGAAUUGCAAUAUGCAGAUUAACAUAAAGCUGAAUGGUGAUGAUUGUGAUUGUAUACCCAUUUCCCGCCUGGAAUUACUCAACUUAUCUGAAGAAAAAGCAAUCAGCAUAGCUUUAUCUCGUGAGAAAGUGUUAGAUAAUCUGAAUGGCGCAAAAGUGAAGUACGUUCGCUAUAAAAUCUGGCCUGAUUAUGAUCCUGAAGUACAAAUAAUAUUUAAGCCAUUAGGAAAAAAGUCAAAGAAGUAUAAACCCUUCAAAAAUUCAAUGACUGCAUAGAUUUUUUUUGUGUCAACGAAACUGUAUAUAAUGUAAAUAAAUGAGUUUUUUAAUUGUA
Molecule: messenger RNA, 3163 nt
Organism: Parasteatoda tepidariorum (common house spider)
Lineage: Eukaryota; Metazoa; Arthropoda; Arachnida; Araneae; Theridiidae
Gene: LeuRS-m
Product: Leucyl-tRNA synthetase, mitochondrial
Biological process (GO): leucyl-tRNA aminoacylation; mitochondrial translation
Cellular component (GO): mitochondrion
Molecular function (GO): aminoacyl-tRNA deacylase activity; ATP binding; leucine-tRNA ligase activity
Source: RefSeq, a predicted model, not a curated record